UCACAAGACCAAGGCUUCCAGUGUGCCGCCGACUUCUCUCCGGGAGCUGCUCAUUCUCAGACAUGCCGAAGCAAAUCCACGAGAUCAAGGAUUUCCUCCUCACUGCUAGGAGGAAGGAUGCACGCUCCGUGAAGAUCAAGAGGAGCAAGGAUGUGGUGAAGUUCAAGGUCCGCUGCUCCAAGUACCUCUACACUCUUUGCGUCUUCGAUUCCGAGAAGGCCGACAAGUUGAAGCAAUCUCUGCCUCCAGGUUUGAGCGUGCAAGACCUGUGAGAAGAUGGCUUUGUUUCAUAGCCAGUAGAGUUUUUAGCGAGAGACAUGCACUUCCAGUGAUUUAAGAUUUAUUUUCUUGCCAGUGUCUACAGGUUGUCUUGGUUGACCUGGAUUUGGUUAUUAAUUAUUAUGUUAUGAGGAAAAUAUGGCUUUUGCUGAAUCAUAUGAUAUUGUACCUGUGAACCUUUCUUGCCAUCAUCUUAUUUGGAUAAAGUAAGAAUCUAAGCUUAUUGUUGUUGUUAUGGAAUCAAUGGGGUUUUCCUUUUACUACUA
Messenger RNA from Syzygium oleosum, 545 nucleotides. Its product is annotated as 60S ribosomal protein L38. The transcript has 4 exons. NCBI's taxonomy places the organism in Eukaryota, Viridiplantae, Streptophyta, Magnoliopsida, Myrtales, Myrtaceae. Gene Ontology annotation, biological process: translation; protein-RNA complex assembly. Bases 63 to 272 code for a protein of 69 amino acids. Gene Ontology annotation, cellular component: ribosome; cytosolic large ribosomal subunit. Gene Ontology annotation, molecular function: structural constituent of ribosome. The record is from RefSeq and is a predicted model, not a curated record.